CAUCUUUCCUCUGAAGUGAAAGCGUCCCAUACAUUGACAAUGCUCUCACAUCUUUUUGUGAACGGUCUUACCUUCGCUCUACUGUCAGCCAUCUGCUUGUCUCUACCCUAUGAUGGGACACAGCAAGUUCUGAGCGAUCACAAACCAUCCAUCAAUCUCCCCACCAAUGAUGGAUUCGUACUCCCAGUUUUCGAUUCAAAACCUGUAAGUAGGGCAGAGGAAAUCCGAUCAAACCGUAUCGGGUAUCAGUACGGUCCGCCACUACUAGGAAAUACUUCAUACUUCCCCACUGGGCCACUUGGAGAUGCAAUGGUCCAAAGGGAUAAACAGAUGUGGUUCCAAGAUGUCCAGUAUGUAACAGAGAAAGUCAAUGGAAUUGAGAUCCCACAAGCAGCGCGGGCGCUCGCGGAGAUUGGUGGUAUCAAAACGCUCUCCGACUAUGCAACUUUGUACGACGGGCAAUGGAAAUACUCUAUCCCAGAUGGAGUUUCUCCUGGAAUGUUGACGAAUUGGACGCAAGAUCUUCUCUUUUCCAUGGAGCGUCUAUCGAACAAUCCCUAUGCUGUCAAGCGCAUUCAUCCAGAGGACCAAAUUCUGCCGUUUGAGGUCGAACAAAGUACUGCCAAAAAACUCACAAAUAUGAGCCUAGAAGAGCUCCAUCGGACUGGGCGCCUCUUCGUGGCAGAUCAUUCCAUACAAGCCGGGUAUCCUACCAUACCCGGACGCUGGACUGCUGCUUGCACAGCAUACUUUUACAUACAUCCAAAGUCUGGAGACUUCCUUCCUCUUGCGAUAAAAACGAAUGUGGGUAGAAAUUUGACUUACACGCCCUUGGAUGACGAAAAUGAUUGGCUCAUAGCCAAGAUGUCAUUCGAAAUGAACGAUCUCUUCCAUGGUCAGAAUCUCCAUCUCGCUGCAACUCACGACGUGGCGGAGCCCCUUCACCAAGCUGCUCUCCGGACUAUGAGCAGCAGACACCCAGUUAGAGGACUGCUCGAUCGAUUAAUGUAUCAAGCUUACGCUGUCAGACCGAUAGGAGACGAGGUGCUUUACAAUCCUGGCGGUUUCUUCGAUCAAUCAUUCGCACUGAACAACGAAGCUGGCCGACUUUUCGCUGGUGACAUGUACCCAGUAUAUGCAGGACUUUUCCGCAGCAGUCAAUUUCGACCAGACCUCGUGACACGCGGCCUUGUUAACUGCACAUAUGGGCCCCAGCUCAAGUCAAUGCCAUUUUACGAGACAGUGGAACCGAUGAUGACAGCCAUCGAGGACUUUGUUACAGUUUAUGUGGAAAGCUACUACCCUUCGGACGCGCUGCUCACGCACGACCUGGAAGUGCAGGACUGGAUGGUGGAGGCGCACGUAGGCGCCCACGUCCUGGAUUUCCAUCCAGCACCUCUUACAGAAAGAGCAAAGCUCAUCAACAUUCUGUCGCACAUUGCAUUCUUGUGUGGCAUCGGGCACCACGUACUCAAUGCAGCCACACUCGGAGAGGCGGCAGGAAUCUUACCCCUACACCCUUCAGCUUUUCAAAAACCGCUGCCAGAAUGCAAAGGUUGCAUCGACGACCUCAUGCCGUAUCUGCACAACGACACUGAAGCGUUGAAACAAGCAUCAUUACUCGUCCGAUUCAAUAGACCGCUUUUGGAAGAGUGGGAUGGUAACCUCGUCAAUCAAUGGUCCGGCAAGCAAUUCCUGGCCGCGACUUCGGAUAGUGUACGAGAGGCGGCAGCAAAGUUCAAACGCACAAUGGAGUCAAUCAGCGAUCAUAUACGGGCGCAGGUGUUUGACGACAACGGCUUCGGUCCGCAGGGUAUGCCAUUCAUUUGGCGCUCCAUAGAUCCGAGGAAAAUCCCGUAUUACUUGUGUGUAUAG
This is a messenger RNA of Periconia digitata, 1875 nucleotides long. NCBI's taxonomy places the organism in Eukaryota, Fungi, Ascomycota, Dothideomycetes, Pleosporales, Periconiaceae. The record is from the annotation of a GenBank genome assembly.